ACUGAUACGAAACAAAACAAAAGAAAAAAACCAGUUUCACUUUCGCAACCUCAACCGAGCAUAGCCACUUAUUAAACCUUAAAACGACAUAAUUUUCAACUGCUUUUGUUCGUGUAAAUGGCAACGCGCUACAAGUCGUUCGAUUCACGCUCCUCCACCUCCUCUCAUUUCUCUGAUCCCUCCUCAUCUAUAGAGCUUUCCAAUUCCUCUUCUCUGAGGCCAAAAUCCUCUUCUUCUUCUCGAGCUCUUGUGAAAUCAAAGCCGUUGGAUGUAGGUCAAGGCAGCCGCAUCAAGACCAAGGCCGCUGACCGCAACUUCACCAACAUGGUGAAGAGAUUUAUGGACAAGAAAUCCACAAACAACACAAUGGCGCAGCUGGUUAUUCCAUCCGAUGUCCUAGCUGAGGAUCUCAAGAAGACUGCAAGAAAGGCUGCUGCUUUCACGGCGUUGCAGAGGAAGCUGUUCGGGAAAGGGUCUGCCGGCAAGGACGGGGAUAAAAAGGAGGUGAAAGCCUUGACGGAGGUUAAUGGGAAUACUAGGACUUUGGCCAUGGUUUUGAGAAGUGAGAGGGAGCUCUUGAGUACCAAUAAAGAGCAGGAGAUGGAGAUUGCUGAGCUCAACCUUCUGCUUCAAGAUAAGAACAGAGAGGUUGAGAAGCUGAAAGAUUUGUGCUUGAAACAGAGAGAAGAAAUAAAAUCAUUGAAGAGUGCAAUACUGUUUCCGGAUGUCAUGAAUUCUCAGCUUCAAGAACUUGUAGAAAAGCAAGGUUCGGAGCUGACGCAAGCCAAACAACUAAUCCCGACUCUCCAAAGACAGAUUACUUCUCUCACAGGACAACUCCAAUGCCUUGCUCAGGAUCUUGCUCAGGUGAAGGCAGAUAAGUAUUCUGCCAGGGCAUGUCACCAGCAGCAUUGCAGCUCUCCCAGGACACCCAGAUAUCAUCGAGAUGAGCCUUCUGAUUCUUUGGAAUUCAGUUCUGGCGAUCCAAUUUCUCCUGGUAGUCCGGAUGACUUAUUUCUCGAAGAUUUAAAUCCCUGUUUAACACCCUAUUAUGCCAAGACAAAAUCCAAGGAAUUUGAUGAGAUUGGCUAUAACUCUCCACAUAAUAAAAAAUUAUGUGAGAACAAUAAACAAACGAUCAAUUAUGAGGUUGGAUUCAGUUCUCGUAACAAGUUGUCGAAAAGUUCAGACUGUUACCAGGAUUCCAAUAGAGGAAGCUCGAUGGCCCUGACCAGUCGCAGAUCAGAUGAAAGCACAGGCUCAUAUCGAAAGCAAAUGCAUCAUAAACCUUAAAAAUUGCUUAGUAGCAGUCAGUUGAGCAUCUCUUUUAUUUGUUUUUGAAUAUUUUUCACCUUCUGCUUUUUCUCCAUUGCACCUCCUUCCUGCAGAUUAUGGAUCGUAGUUUUGGUUUGAGUGAAACUUGUUAAGCGCAUCAAUAAGGGAAGAAUUUUAUUAAGUUAAAUCGUUGCUGAGGAUACUGGUAAGGUUGUGGCCUUGUUGGUGGGGCUAAAUAGUCAAUGAAAUGUAGUAGUCAUUUCUUUGUUGAGCUUUCCAACGGAUCUCCUCUUUGUUAUGUUCUUCUGAAACCUUCCUUUCCUCGAGCAUGCUCUUGUCCGAUCCCAUUCCCAUUUCUUUACACUUUAGUAGAGACAAAAAUUGCCAAUUGAACAUUAGUUACGGGACAGAUUCUUUACAGUCGCAAAAUUUCUUGAAAAUUUGGACCUAAGUAGAGGGAUUGGGGUUUAAAGGGUAAAUUAGAAAUUUGAUUUUUUUUCCCUGGCUUUAUUUUGACAAGCAUCUGCCUGAAUAAAUAAAUCCUCACGUAAGAGUAUUUAAUUCCAAAAACGAAAAAAACAAAGGGUAAAUGAAAAGGCAAAUGCAAUUUAAGGCCGCAGCUCGUCCUGCUCAACCUUCAUUACCUGC
Durio zibethinus is the source of this 1923-nucleotide messenger RNA. RefSeq lists its product as uncharacterized. Lineage: Eukaryota; Viridiplantae; Streptophyta; Magnoliopsida; Malvales; Malvaceae. The record is from RefSeq and is a predicted model, not a curated record.